AUGUCUUCUUCCGGGACCGCGGCCUCGUGGGUGGGCUGGUUCUGCAGCAAUCGAGGGAACGAGUUCUUUUGUGAGGUAGUUGAUGAAGAUUAUAUUGGAGACAAUUUUAACCUGACUGGGCUGAGCGACUUUGUACCGAAAUUUCGUGAAGCACUCGACAAGAUUCUUGAUCUAGAGCCCGACGACUCCGGGGACGAUAGUGAUGGCGAUGCGUCAGAAGUUGAAAGGCUAGCUGAAAAGCUUUAUGGUCUGAUCCAUGCCAGAUUCAUUCUAACAAACAGAGGUCUAUCGAUGAUGCUGCAGAAGUGGAGAGACGGAGACUUUGGAACGUGCCCUCGUGUUCUUUGUUAUGAUCACCCACUUCUUCCUAUGGGAACAGUUGAUGUCAAGAUGUACUGUACGUCAUGCAGCGACAUUUAUUAUCCAAAGCAUGCUCGUCACCAGUCGAUUGAUGGUGCUUACUUUGGGACAUCUUUCCCGGAGAUGUUUCUCAUGAUGUAUCCUGAGUAUCGUCGGCCGAAGCCACAACAGUUUGAACCGAGGCUGUUCGGGUUCAAAAUUCGUCAGCCACGAGAAGACGAUAAGGAAGGCGAACGCGUUUGA
Molecule: messenger RNA, 603 nt
Organism: Ostertagia ostertagi
Lineage: Eukaryota; Metazoa; Nematoda; Chromadorea; Rhabditida; Trichostrongylidae
Source: the annotation of a GenBank genome assembly